Messenger RNA from Spinacia oleracea (spinach), 513 nucleotides. RefSeq lists its product as uncharacterized. The record is from RefSeq and is a predicted model, not a curated record. Bases 1 to 513 code for a protein of 170 amino acids. NCBI's taxonomy places the organism in Eukaryota, Viridiplantae, Streptophyta, Magnoliopsida, Caryophyllales, Amaranthaceae. The transcript has 2 exons.
AUGCCCAUUGAUGAUACAACUCUUGCUAAGGAGAACACAGAUGGACCAGAGAAAGCAAUUGAUGUAGAGCCUCAAGUCCCGAAAGUUGAUAAUGCUGAUGAUGUUGGCGCAAAUAAGGGGAAAGAGAAGAUUGCUGAUUCUCUCCCUAUUGUGCCUAAGUUUCCUUUCCCUCACCGGAUGCUGAAUAUGGGAAAACUAAAAUGCACACAAAUCACGUUGCAAAUGGCAGAUCGUUCUAUAAAGUAUCCCUUGGGUAUUUUGGAGGAUGUUCCUGUCCGGGUGAGGAAAUUCUACAUUCCUGUUGACUUUGUGGUACUAGAUAUGGAGGAGGAUAGUCAAAUCCCCAUAAUUUUGGGUAGGCCAUUCUUAUGUACUGCAGGUGCUGUUAUUGAUGUCAAGUCUGGGUCUCUUACUUUGAGUGUUGGUGAUGAUACUUUUACUUUUAAUCUAACCAAUGCUUUGAAGUCUCCUAUGCUUGAGAAUACUUGUUGCAGGAUUGAUAUUGUAGAAUAG